GGUAGACGGGAGAGAACUCAGAGCGGGUUGUGUCAGCGCAGCAGCGGCUCCGGCAGAGGGAGGAAUCAAUUGGGAUACGUUGUGUUAUAUCAUUCGACUUUCGGGAAUACUUUAAUUUUCCUCUCUGAAGAUAUGAAACGAGUUGUACGGCAGAGCAAAUUCCGUCACGUCUUUGGCCAGGUGGUGAAGAAUGACCAAUGCUACGAUGAUAUCCGGGUUUCAAGGGUCACAUGGGACAGCGCCUUCUGUGCAGUCAAUCCCAAGUUUGUUGCCAUAAUUAUUGAGGCCAGCGGUGGUGGAGCUUUCCUCGUUCUCCCUCUUCACAAGACGGGACGCAUUGACAAAUCCUACCCCACAGUGUGUGGUCACACAGGCCCGGUGUUAGACAUCGACUGGUGCCCUCACAAUGACCAAGUCAUUGCCAGUGGGUCUGAGGACUGCACAGUGAUGGUAUGGCAGAUUCCUGAGAAUGGCCUCAUCACUUCUAUGUCUGAGCCGGUGGUGGUACUGGAGGGCCACUCCAAGCGCGUCGGCAUCAUCACAUGGCAUCCAACGGCCCGCAAUGUCCUUCUCAGUGCAGGUUGUGACAACCAGAUUAUCAUCUGGAACGUGGGCACAGGUGAAGCCAUGAUCAGCUUAGAGGACAUGCAUCCUGAUGUCAUUUACAACGUGAGCUGGAACCGCAAUGGUAGCCUCAUCUGCACCUCCUGCAAGGACAAGGCCGUCCGUGUCAUUGACCCCCGCAAGGAGACGAUUGUUGCUGAGAAGGAAAAGGCACACGAGGGCGCUCGACCCAUGAGGGCCAUCUUCCUUGCUGAUGGCAAUGUCCUCACCACCGGUUUCAGUCGCAUGAGUGAGAGACAGCUGGCUCUCUGGAAUGUACAAAACAUGGAGGAGCCCAUGACUGUUAAUGAGAUGGACACCAGCAACGGAGUGCUGUUGCCCUUCUACGACCCAGACACCAACGUUGUUUACCUCUGUGGGAAGGGUGACAGCAGCAUCCGUUACUUUGAAAUCACAGAUGAGGCUCCCUAUGUUCACUUCCUCAAUACCUUUUCCAGCAAGGAGCCCCAGAGGGGCAUGGGCUACAUGCCCAAGAGGGGCCUUGAUGUCAAUAAGUGCGAAAUUGCAAGGUUCUAUAAACUGCAUGAAAGGAAGUGCGAGCCAAUUGUGAUGACUGUACCUAGAAAGUCUGACCUGUUCCAGGAAGACCUGUACCCCAACACAGCUGGACCAGACCCUGCCCUGGAGGCUGAGGAGUGGUUUGAGGGUAAGAAUGGAGACCCCAUCCUCAUCUCCCUCAAGGAUGGCUACGUCCCGGUCAAGAACCGUGAAUUAAAGGUGUGCAAAAGGAACCUCUGGGACCAAAAGGUGGCCAAGAACACAGAGAACUCGUCUCCUGCCAACAAGCCUGCCUGCGAAGCUCAAUCAACUAAACCUGAAAUCGACAUGCAGGCGGUCUUGAAAGAAGUCGAAUCCCUCAAGGACCUGGUCUCCAGUCAGGAGAAGCGAAUCCUCAAACUUGAAGAGCAAAUUUCCAAAAUUGCCAUUUAAGGACCCUUUGCCGAACCCGCUACAAUUCAGGACGUACCAUUGGCUGGGGGUGGGCGGGAACAGUCACUGCCUAUCUCAAUGACAGUGUUUCGUCUGAGUCCUGCCUAGCAAUGAUCCCUAGCAACAUUCCAGAUGAACUUUUCUUAGCUGGCCCCCGACCCUCAGUUUAACACAGGUGGAAUAAGGACAUGUGGCAAAUUUAGCAGAAAAUACUCUUGCUUUGGGUGACAAAGGACUCAAUUCCUUUUAUUCUGUGGCAGUCUUUUUUAUUUUGUCUACUUGUAUAAAAAGGUCUUACAUAAUUCUUUCAUUUUAGAACAAUGACCAAGAAAACUCCAGUGUCUGCAGACCCCAUUUACUAUUGUAUAUCUAUAUAUUUUUUAAGUAGGUGUCAGUGUUUCAUGUUAGAAUUCCCCAAAAUUAUAAUGUUGCCAAAUCUGGACUUUUGUUUACACCUCCUUAACAGUAUUGUUUAUCUCUUUGUGGGAUUAUUCAAAAUGCAAACAGUGAAACUCAGUGCAGUAGACUAGUUAUGUGAGGAGGACAAUAAUUUGACCAAUUAUUCACUAUAAAAUUAUAUUAAUAAAAUUAGGUUUAUUAUCGGAAGACUGACAUUUCAAAUUCUGUAGUUAAAAGUAAAUACAUUCCAGUUUGCCACAGUCUACACCAAGCUCUCAGACACUAUAAAUGACACAUUCUUGCUGUCUGUCUUGAAGCUGCACAAAUUAGUGCCUGCUUUAUGCUCUCUUUUUUUGCUUUUCUGUUACUUUCUGUCACUCUGACCGUGGACAUAUAGUCCAUUUAAACAUGCAUUCCUUUCUACUUUGCUUCAUUAACAUGCACUCUGCACUUAUUGAAGAAAGUGACAAACACAUUCCACAAAUCUCAUUGACUCAUAGUAUGAGGAGAAGAAAAUUCCAGGUUCCUCUUUCUGUAAACGCUCUACUGUAGUGACUCAGUUACACUGGUUGGUUGUUCUUGUGAUAUUUUAUGUGCUGCCAAUGGAGAGACCAACUUUUAUUCUUUCUGCAGAACUGUUUUUGUGAGAGGUUCGGUCACCAACCUCAGUGUUUGUUGUCUGUGGGUCAACGCACAGGUGUAGUCAAGUGUAGUGGGAUUAUUUCAUGUCGCUGUUCUUUCGCAUUAUACACAUCUGGAUUUUCUGUACAAACGAAACAGGAAUAAUAUGAAAUGACACCAAAUAAUCACACAUCGACUUGACUAUUUAGAACCAGCUGGUGACAAAGCUGGAGAUUGCUGCAGAAACUGUUCAUGAUAGACCUCAAAGGCCUAAGAUUGUGUGAAUAUGUGCCUCAUGUCUUGGCCUUUUGGGUGCUUGUCACUAUGGAUGUUCCUGCUUUGCUUCUUAUUCAGGGGGUUAUGAAAUGGACUCACUGUAGAGGGUCCAAGACUUGCCUCUAAUUUGAAAGAAUUGAGUCGUUGCGUUUUCACUUUACAGUUAAUUUUAGCCCGUUCCUUGUUCCAGAUGUGCUUACAUCCCUCUUAGCACUUCCACGUCUCGGUCCUUUUAAUGGUUGUUUUUCUGACGCCCCAAUUCAACAUAGUUAAUACAAAUACAAGGAACAAUUGAAUUGUCCAAUCUGAGUCCUUUUGCUCUGAUGAAAACUCUAUUUUUUCAUGUUUUAGAUGCGUUUCCCAGUGGGAAGCUGAGACGGGUAAUGGUUCAGUCUGUUGUUUGCCUUCAAUAAUUGUUACCACUGUAAAGACCUGAAAGUGCCAUAGAAGUGACCCCGGAAGUGUUUGUAGGGAGACUGUUCUGUGAGUAGUUUUGUAUAGUAAAUGGACGAAACGAGAGGUGCCUGGCUUUAAAACCACUCUGAGGUGCUAUUCUAAAUAGAAACACUUUGUUCAAAGAAUCCUGUUCCUGAAGUACCGCAUGUCACUGAACCGAUGGCAUGAAGUCCUGCCAGAACAUCCCACAAUACACCAGGCAGCAUUUCUAGUCGGGGUUUAUUCCAAGCUUUGUAGCCCUGACGUUUUGACAUUUUCCACCUCGGUACGGGUAUCAAAACAUCUUUAAAAUGAUGUCAAACCAAGAAUCUGUUGGCUGAAUCCACAGCAAGUCGUCGUAGAAUAUCAGUGAGGAAAUGUGUGGAGUGUGACAGACAUUAUACUGCCCUAUCUGUCUCGUAUAUCAGACUGCCACUCUGGAUUCUUGAUAGCACUGUCGGCACAAGAGCAUGGUUUUGAGGAGUAGUAGUUAAUAGUGAUCCAAAGGGACUCUGUAGGUUGGAGAAAUGUGCAGUUGAAAGAUAGAUGUAUGUUUGUAAUUAAGGUCUAGAAAAUGAGUGAAAGCUGUGUAAAUAACAUGACCAUAUAUCUGGGUUUUUUUUUUUUCCAUUUUUUUGUUUUGUGGUUGUGUUGAAGAGGGUAUUUGUAUGGGAGGAGGGUUUUAAAUGUUUCCCCUUGUUUGUGUUCCUUGCACCUUGCCAUAACGCAUCAUGAGAAAAGCAGAACCUCUGUUACACUGGAGGUCAUUCAAAAAUCAAGAAAGCAAAUCAGACGAAAACAAAGCAGGAUGAAAAGCCUCACAUGGAGGUCUGCUCAGCAUAUUUGUUCAUUAUUCUUGCUUCAAGUAUCAAACAUUGAUUAUAAGAAAAAUUAAUAAAGAAUUUUUAAAAUGG
Messenger RNA from Acanthochromis polyacanthus (spiny chromis), 4199 nucleotides. It is a transcript of the gene coro1ca, whose product is annotated as coronin, actin binding protein, 1Ca. The record is from RefSeq and is a predicted model, not a curated record. Gene Ontology annotation, biological process: neural crest cell migration; actin filament organization. The transcript is spliced from 11 exons. NCBI's taxonomy places the organism in Eukaryota, Metazoa, Chordata, Actinopteri, Pomacentridae. The coding region runs from base 133 to 1554 and encodes 473 amino acids. Gene Ontology annotation, molecular function: actin filament binding.